Melozone crissalis (California towhee) is the source of this 1044-nucleotide messenger RNA. RefSeq names its product G protein-coupled receptor 132 (gene GPR132). The record is from RefSeq and is a predicted model, not a curated record. Gene Ontology annotation, molecular function: G protein-coupled receptor activity. Bases 1 to 1044 code for a protein of 347 amino acids. The transcript has a single exon. Gene Ontology annotation, biological process: negative regulation of G2/M transition of mitotic cell cycle; G protein-coupled receptor signaling pathway; G1/S transition of mitotic cell cycle. NCBI's taxonomy places the organism in Eukaryota, Metazoa, Chordata, Aves, Passeriformes, Passerellidae. Gene Ontology annotation, cellular component: membrane.
AUGGAACGCUGUCUAAAUGAAAAUUGUAACUCCACUUGCCCAGAAAUUCCUUAUCAAGAGAGUCAGACACUUCUGGUCGCUGUUUACAGCAUUGUUUUUGCAAUAGGCCUUCCAGCAAAUUGCUUAACGUCUCUGCUGACAUUUGUACAAAUCAAAAGGAAUAUAGUAGUUGCCAUCUACAUUUUCAGUUUAUCAUUGUGUGACCUGAUGUAUUUAUGUACCUUGCCUGUCUGGAUUAUCUAUGUGCAAAAUGGGCACAAGUGGACCAUGGGUGACACUGCUUGCAGGAUAACAGGAUUCAUCUUUUUCUGCAGUAUCUACAUCAGCAUUCUGCUUUUGUGCUGCAUCUCUGUGGAUCGUUACAUGGCACUGGUGCAUUCUCUGGAAUCAAGGGGAAGAAGACAACAGAAAAAUGCCAUCAUAAUAGUCGGUUUUCUCUUUACUGUGGUUGCAGGAAUCCACACGCCGGUAUUUUUUAUGGAAAAUGGGCAAAACUGUACAGAGGUGAAAACCUGCUUUGAGACAGUGCCCCUUGACUUAUUAUUGGCUUAUUUCAGCUGUGCUAGAUUCCUGUUUGGAUUUUUCAUACCCCUCCUGAUCCUGAUUUUUACAAACUGCAAAAUUUUCAAAGCUACAAAAAGAAGCAGCAGCUUGACUUGUCGUGAGAAAGCCAAAGUGAAGCAUGUUGCUAUUGCCAUUAUUACUAUUUUCGUGAUCUGCUUUGCUCCAUAUCAUCUGGUUCUCAUAGUAAGAGCCAUAUACUUUAUGUUUCAUCAGGACUGCCCAUGUCCAUUUGAAAAUAAGAUAUAUUCAACCUUUACAGCGUUUCUGUGUUUAGCCACUGCAAACAGCAUUGCUGAUCCAAUCAUCUACGUUCUGGUCAGUGAAAACGUCAGAAAUGACUGCUAUAGGAGCCUGAGAAGAUUGAGAUGGAACUCAUCCAAGCCAAAUUCAUCCACCGAUCACAAUACUGACAACAUAAAGUUGGAAACGCUAAAAGAAUCAGAGGAAGAGGGCCAAAGUAAAGAAAACUCAAAGAAAUAA